Molecule: messenger RNA, 477 nt
Organism: Oppiella nova
Lineage: Eukaryota; Metazoa; Arthropoda; Arachnida; Sarcoptiformes; Oppiidae
Source: the annotation of a GenBank genome assembly
AGUGAAUGAAUGUAUGCUUGCAUUGACUGUGCAUUGAGUUUGCAUUGAGUGUUGCUUUCGUAUGCAUUAGUGUUUGUAAUAACAGUAACACUCAUAGAGUAUCAGUCAUUGUAAUCAUAAUUAAUGUGAUUUGGUUUGUGUUUAAUUAAACGGAUUUUGCAUUCAUUUGUAUAAACCGUGAAAUCAUUGAAAUCUCAUUUCAUUUGCUAAUUAUAUACUGAAAGUGGUGGCGAAAUACAAGUCAUUUGAUAUAUUUAUUGUGAUUAUUGUGUCAAUUAAUAGGAAAUAAUCGACAAAAUGGGAAACGAGGCGUCGCUUCCGAUGGAGAUGUGCUCUAACUUCGAUGCCGACGAGAUCAAGCGGUUGGGGAAGCGGUUCCGCAAACUAGACCUCGACAACAGUGGCUCCCUUUCCGUCGAUGAGUUCAUGUCUUUACCAGAGCUGCAACAGAACCCUCUGGUCCAGCGUGUGAUCGAC